Molecule: messenger RNA, 3647 nt
Organism: Acanthopagrus latus (yellowfin seabream)
Lineage: Eukaryota; Metazoa; Chordata; Actinopteri; Spariformes; Sparidae
Gene: maz
Product: MYC associated zinc finger protein
Exons: 7
Coding region: 149-1585 (478 amino acids)
Biological process (GO): regulation of transcription by RNA polymerase II
Cellular component (GO): nucleus
Molecular function (GO): DNA-binding transcription factor activity, RNA polymerase II-specific; RNA polymerase II transcription regulatory region sequence-specific DNA binding
Source: RefSeq, a predicted model, not a curated record
GAGGAGGAGGAGGAGGAGGAGGAGGGGGGAGGGUUGGACCGCCGGAGCCUCGAUCACCGCUGGGCCCGUGUGCACCAUGCAAAGGCUGCUCGCCACGAUCUCAACCAGGAGCUGACUUUAUAAUCUCCCAUCGCUGCUGUGGCGCAAAAUGGAUGCUGCUUGGAGCAAUUUCCUCUUCCAGAAUACUCCCACCCAAAACCAAGUGGAGGGGGGCCUCCAAUCAGAGCUCAUGCCCGUGCACACGAGCUCUCCCCAGACCCCACCCACAGACCACAUAGCACAGCCUCCUUCCACUGUGGACACUGCUGCCCUGAAUGAGGAGCCCCUGCCUGUGAAGCCAGUGUCUCGGCCGGCCCGCGUGCCCCACAUCUGUGCCAUCUGCAACAAGCAGUUCAAGAACAACUACAACCUGCGGCGGCACCAGUCGGUCCACACUGGGGUACGCAUGAAGGACAGGGCCAGAGAGCAGGCGGAGGGGGCAAAGGAGGGAGCAGCCGGCCAGGUGGCGGUGGCUGCCCCGUCGGCGAUGGCGGUGGGGGCCGGAGGGAGGGCGGAGAGGCCCACUGUUCCCCUCUCCCUGCUGCACCUCUCCGCGCCUCCCCCUCUCGCCCCUCCCGGCCUGCUGGCGGGGGCCCAGCAGCCUCCCCUGUGUAGUCAGGAUGGUGAAGGGGUUGCCAUGGCUAACGUAAUGGCUAGUGUUAACCCCCAUGCUCCGCCUCCUGCUGCUGUCGUCAUGGCCACAGGGGCGACAGUACAGCGGCCCUCGAAUCCCAACCCGAACCCGGUGAGGAAGAACCACGCCUGCGAGACAUGCGGGAAGGCCUUCCGCGACGUCUACCACCUCAACCGCCACCGGCUGUCCCACUCGGACGAGAAGCCGUUCUCCUGCCCCAUCUGCCAGCAGCGCUUCAAGAGGAAGGACCGCAUGAGCCACCAUGUGCGCUCCCACCAGGGUGGUGUGGAAAAACCCUAUGUGUGCCCCCACUGUGGCAAGGCUUUCUCCAGGCCCGACCAUCUGAACAGCCACGUCAGGCAGGUGCACUCCUCGGAGCGACCCUUUAAGUGUCCGACCUGUGAGUCCAGCUUCGCCACAAAGGAUCGUUUGCGUGCGCAUAUGAUUCGCCACGAGGAGAAGGUCCCGUGUCACAUCUGCGGCAAGCUGCUGUCGGCCGCUUACAUCACCGAUCACAUGAGGGUGCACAACCAGUCACAGCACCACGCCUGCCAUCUCUGUAAUCGCAGUUUCACCACACUAACGUACCUACGUGUCCACGCCCAGAAGCACCACGGCCAGGAGUGGAAAGACAGUCCGGGGGGCUUUGGCGGCUCGGCCUCGGGUGGCGUGCUCGUCUGCCACUUGUGCGGCGUCCACUGCAAGACACCCACCCAGCUCCAGGGGCACAUGGGCACCCACGGCAACAGCCAGGCCGCCCCGAGCCCCAUCACCUCUAAUGUGGCUUCCAGCAGCUCCGUCUCCCUCAGCAACAUGGUGACAGCGCCCACCGUGUACGUCACGGGGAACACGGUGGUGGACCUGCUCGUCACAGACUGCUCUAGCAUCGCGGCGCCGCAGCAACACAGUUAGCAGUAGAGAGCUCAGCAAUAAUAACCUCAGUCCUUUCACACGGGGGGGCAAGGUUAGAGAAGGUCAAAGUUACGCGUAGAUGCUGAUCCGGUAAGGUUGAGGAUUGAGGAUUGAGGAUGAGGGAGCGUUCAAGAGCAGUAUCACCUCAAAGCAUCAGAGGAAAAAAAAUGAAGUGAUGGAAAAGGGGACCUUGGCGGCUGCGGCAGGUUCAUCGACACUAAUGACAAACAUGGAUGUGUGUCCGAAUAAUCCCAAAUGCUCUUGUGCAUUUAAGACUCCAGUGAAACUGUGGUAUUGUGAGCAUCUACUGUAUUACUCUCCCCUCUCUGCCCUCUCCCUCUGUCCCUCCCCUCCACCCCGUGGCAUUGGCCGCCCUCUGCAAGUGCACCAAGUACUGUAUAUCUCACACACCAGCUCUGAUCUUACCUCCAUUUUGCAGCUCACUUAACUAAGAAUCCAAACGGCUUUUGGGUUAAGAAGUAGUGGGGAGAGAGAGUGGCUCUCAAGAAGAAAGAAACGCGUUAGAAGGGAACGUUGUGUGUUUAGGUUGCGCGCGAGUCGGGGUUCCUCGAGCAUGUUAGCUCGUUUGCUCACAACACUAAAAAAAAAAAAUGUUAAAAAAAUCAACGUUUGAUUUUUUUGCGAUGCCAGUUUAUCGAGACUCCAGAGGGCUGUUGUUUUUCUAGAUCAGGACAGAAAGCCGCACACGUUGCGGUCAGUACGGAAUCGUGGGAUGUACUGGUACAUUUGUUUCUUAAUGGUACAGAGAUGAGAAUGAAGAGUUGCGUUCAGGAGUGUCAAGCACCUUAAAAAUGUUACUGUUUGAUUCAGCAAGGAUCAAAAAAUGGGUUUGAGAUUUCUUGGAUUUUCUUUCUCUGAGUCUUCCUCUCUGGGUCCGGGCCAUUAAAGAGAAUAAACGUAGUAAUAAUAAUAAUGAUAAUAAUAAAAAAUAAAAAUAAACUGCUAAUCAACACUUCAGCUUCUGACAUGGCUGCAGUUCUUGCACCGGAAAAAAAAACAACUACCUUUUGCAUGAAAAUAAGCUCGCUCAGUCAUGCUUCAUCGUUAGGGAGGAGCAGUCGCGACAAAAGAAACGUUUUAGCAGUUCCACCGAGUUAGCUGGCUGUUAACGAUAAUAUUUAUUAAAAAAAAAAAAGCGUUGAUUUUAUCCAGAAGAUUUUAACAUUGUCGGCCAUUCAUUUGAUUGUAACUGUCAUUGCCAUAGCCCUUUUUUUGUUUUGUUUUGUUUUCUCUAUGUACCAGUCCAAUGAGUGAAACUUAUGCAUUAGAUUUUAGUCCUUUUAACUCUGUAUAGCACACAAAUGUUCUGAAACCCCCGAGUCGUUAUCGUUCUGCAUUAAUCACGUGAAGAAUGGUCGCCCCGUGUGUUGGGUAAUUUUUUCGGUUGCUUUGAGUUCUAUUGUGAGUGACGUGGUGUCGAGAAAGGGCUUAUAAAGUCAGUCAGUCAGGUGAAAUAAGUACAAUGGGGGUGAAAACACCACAUGGUAUGCUGUAAACAAAAUCCUGGUUUUGUACUGGAGUGCUUUUUCAGUUUUGUGUUCAUGUUACCUUGAAAUUUGUAGAGUUGUUUCUUUCUUCCAAUUCUUUUCUUUUUCUUUUUCCGUUUGGAAAAAAAUGUGUUCUUCCUGUUGAGAAAAAGUAGUGAUUUACUAAGUUUGUUUUUUUAGGGUUUUUUUUUUCCUCCAUUACACUAAGAGAAAAAAUAAUACCUCUACUCUAGGAUUCUGUACAGCUCUUGUGAUACAUCUUAAUGCCUUAUCGUACUCAACUGCAUUUUAAUUCUUUUAUGAUGAAAUAUUUCAAAUCUUAGUCAUGGAUUCAUUAAGAAUAUUAAUGGGAUGUAUUUAUAUUUAUAUUUUUAUAUUUCUCAACAGUAUGCAUGCCUAAAAGAAAGGUUGUUAGAGCAAAAAAAAAAAAUCAACGAUGCUUACUACAGUCAUAAAUAUUGUUAUUUUGUAGAUGAGGUAGAGAUCAUGUUAUUAUUUUGUAAUUUGGACAAUUUAAAGUAAAAAGAGUGAACAGGCGUUGUUUUGUGUGCUGA